ACUCUGUUGUGAAAGACUCAAUAUUGAAAGCCCUUGUAGAUUUCCUUAAACCCUACUCACUGUGAAUUGUGAUAUUCAUUUGUUGUGCAAUCAAUCAUACCAAAAUAACCCAGUUGUAAAAUCAACAAUUAUACUUCAAAUGGCUCUUUCUGGGAGUGCAAAGCGUUCAAUCGGGAUUCUUUGCAGCAAAAAGAUGCAUUCUUUGAAUCAUAGAUUUUCAACCAUGGCUAUCACAGGAAGUUGUUCUCAUUCAAUCAUUGAUGAUCUUCAAUUUUCUGGAAUGUGUUUGAGGAGAUAUUCUGCUGCAUCAUCAUCAGAUCAGAUGAAUCUUAUCAAGCAACUCAGAGAAAGAACAUGUGCUCCCAUUAAACAUGUUAAAUCUGCUCUCGUUGAGUGCAAUUGGGAUAUUGAGGCGGCGCAGAAAGAGUUGAGGAGGAAAGGGGUUUACCUUGCAUCAAAGAAAUCAUCUCGAAUGGCGACGGAAGGUGUGCUUGCCUUAGCUCAGGAUGACACAAAUACUGCUGUUAUUGAGCUGAAUUGUGAGACUGAUUUUGUGGCGAGGAAUGACAUAUUUCAAUACAUGGCUAUAUCUUUAGCCAAGUCGGCAUUGGCUGCUAAUGGUUCUUCUCAGCAAGGGGGCGAAGCCCUACCAAUGACACCUGAGUAUUUGGAGAGCUUGAAGCUGAAUCUAGCUCAUCCAAAAUUAAGUGGAGAGAAGAGCGUGCAAGAAGCAGUCACCGAACUGGCAGCUAUGAUGGGAGAGAAUGUAAAACUAAGGAGGGGUUUUGCAAUGUCUAAAACUUCACCUGGUGUCAUUUCUACGUACCUCCAUUCAAGUCCUCAACCAGGCUUGGGUCGUAUUGCUGGAAUUUUAUCUUUAGAAGUGGAGGACCCAAAUGUUGACUCAACUUCCCUUCAGCGUGUUGGAUCAGAAUUAGCUAUGCAUGUGGUAGCAGCCAAACCCUUAUUUCUCUCAAAGGAAUUCGUUUCUUCUGAUGCCCUAGAAAAUGAACGGGAAAUUCUCAGAUCUCAGGCAGAAGCAUCCGGAAAACCAAAGAUGGCCAUAGAGAAGAUGGUAGAAGGACGUUUAAGGAAAUACAUGGAGGAAGUGGUUCUGAUGGAGCAAAAGUUUGUUGUUGAUGAUACAGUUAAUGUGACGAAAGUGUUGGAUAAUUUGAGCAAGGAAGUUGGCUCUACUGUAAAGAUUGGGAGCUUUUUCAGGGUGGAAGUCGGAGAAGGAAUCGAGAGGUCUGAGUCAAAUGAGUCGGAACCAGUGGCUCAGGCAGCUUAGAAGUUGGUUAUGGAGAAUGCCGUUUUCAUCGUUCAUAGUGUCAGCCAUACCAGUGCCCAGAGCAAUGGAAGAUUAGAGUUUUGUGGAAAAUUUUGUAUCAAUUUUCGAGCUAAUUUCCCAGUUAGUUAGUGCUAGUCCUAUUUUCAUUGUUGAAUAAAACAACCCUUGUGGAUUACUUACACAGUUAGUGAAUCCAUGAUGAGAAAGCCUACCAUAUUGAAGAGAACGUAAAAAGACAGUUGAUCUGA
This is a messenger RNA of Beta vulgaris subsp. vulgaris (sugar beet), 1539 nucleotides long. RefSeq names its product elongation factor Ts, mitochondrial. The transcript is spliced from 8 exons. Bases 140 to 1291 code for a protein of 383 amino acids. Gene Ontology annotation, cellular component: mitochondrial matrix. Gene Ontology annotation, biological process: mitochondrial translational elongation. Gene Ontology annotation, molecular function: protein binding; translation elongation factor activity. NCBI's taxonomy places the organism in Eukaryota, Viridiplantae, Streptophyta, Magnoliopsida, Caryophyllales, Amaranthaceae. The record is from RefSeq and is a predicted model, not a curated record.